Molecule: messenger RNA, 4379 nt
Organism: Onychomys torridus (southern grasshopper mouse)
Lineage: Eukaryota; Metazoa; Chordata; Mammalia; Rodentia; Cricetidae
Gene: Dhx33
Product: DEAH-box helicase 33
Exons: 12
Coding region: 89-2185 (698 amino acids)
Biological process (GO): positive regulation of transcription by RNA polymerase I
Cellular component (GO): intracellular anatomical structure; nucleolus
Molecular function (GO): ATP binding; RNA binding
Source: RefSeq, a predicted model, not a curated record
ACGUGGCGAGAAAGGGGCGGUGCGCGCUUGCUGUCCACAGCGGAGCGGAGCUGACGGCGUCCGCGCCUCCUGCCGCGGUCCUCCCGACAUGCCGGAGGAGGCGGGCUUCCCGCCGGCCAAGAGAUUCCGGCCGGGCUCCUGCCCUCCGGGGAGGCGAGUGGUGAUGCUGCUGGCGGCUGGCGCCGGCGGCGGAGCAGGAGGAGGCCGGAGGCAGACGCCGCUGCUGGCCCAGCCCUCGGCCAGUCCCUACCGCGAGGCCCUGGAGCUGCAGCGCCGGAAUCUGCCCAUCUUUCGGGCGCGGGGGCAGCUAUUGGCCCAGCUCCGAAACCUGGACAGUGCGGUCCUGAUCGGGGAAACUGGCUCUGGGAAGACAACUCAGAUCCCACAGUACCUCUAUGAAGGGGGGAUCAGCCGCCAGGGCAUCAUUGCUGUGACCCAGCCCCGUCGAGUGGCUGCCAUCUCUCUUGCUACUAGAGUCUCAGAUGAGAAGAGGACUGGACUCGGGAAACUGGUUGGCUAUACUGUGCGCUUCGAGGAUGUCUCUUCAGAAGACACCAGGAUCAAGUUCCUGACAGAUGGCAUGCUUCUUCGAGAAGCAAUUUCCGACUCCUUGCUUCGAAAGUACAGCUGUGUCAUUUUGGACGAGGCCCACGAGCGGACUAUCCACACAGAUGUGCUCUUUGGAGUGGUGAAGGCAGCGCAGAAGAGGCGGAAGGAGCUAGGGAAACCGCCUCUCAAAGUGAUUGUGAUGUCAGCUACCAUGGAUGUUGACCUGUUUUCUCAGUAUUUCAAUGGAGCCCCUGUCCUCUACCUUGAAGGUCGGCAGCAUCCAAUCCAGAUUUUCUAUACCAAGCAGCCUCAGCAGGAUUACCUGCACGCAGCCCUUGUCUCGGUCUUCCAGAUCCACCAGGAAGCCCCCUCUUCCCAGGACAUCCUGGUCUUCCUUACUGGUCAGGAGGAGAUCGAAGCAAUGAGCAAGACCUGCCGAGACAUUGCGAAGCACCUCCCUGACGGCUGCCCCGCAAUGCUCGUCCUUCCUCUGUACGCCUCCCUGCCCUACUCACAGCAGCUUCGAGUCUUUCAAGGGGCCCCAAAGGGCUAUCGCAAAGUGAUCAUUUCAACCAACAUCGCUGAAACCUCCAUAACCAUUACAGGAAUAAAAUAUGUAGUUGACACGGGCAUGGUUAAAGCAAAGAAGUAUAACCCUGACAGUGGCCUUGAGGUACUAGCUGUACAGCGAGUGUCAAAGACACAGGCCUGGCAACGCACAGGGAGGGCUGGCCGAGAAGACAGUGGCAUCUGCUACCGGCUCUACACUGAGGAUGAGUUUGAGAAGUUUGAGAGGAUGACGGUGCCAGAGAUCCAGAGGUGUAACCUGGCAAGUGUGAUACUGCAGCUCCUAGCAAUGAAAGUCCCAAAUGUGCUCACCUUUGAUUUCAUGUCCAAACCAUCUCCAGAUCACAUUCAGGCGGCCAUUGCCCAACUGGACCUGUUAGGUGCUCUUGAACAUAAGGAUGACCAGCUUACCCUGACUCCAAUUGGAAGAAAGAUGGCAGCAUUUCCUUUAGAGCCCAAAUUUGCCAAAACGAUCCUCCUGUCUUCCAAAUUCCACUGUACGGAAGAGAUUCUGACCAUAGUCUCCCUGCUAUCUGUGGACAGUGUCCUUUACAACCCUCCCGCCCGGAGAGAUGAAGUGCAAAGUGUCAGGAAGAAAUUCAUAUCCAGCGAGGGGGAUCACAUCACCCUGCUCAAUAUCUAUCGGACCUUCAAAAACAUAGGUGGGAAUAAGGACUGGUGCAAAGAGAAUUUUGUCAACAGCAAGAAUAUGCUGCUAGUAGCUGAAGUCAGAGCACAGCUAAGGGAAAUCUGCUUAAAGAUGUCAAUGCCCAUCAUGUCAUCUCGAGGGGACAUGGAGAGUAUCCGCCGCUGCCUUGCUCACAGCCUCUUUAUGAGUACUGCCGAACUCCAGCCAGAUGGCACCUAUGCCACCACGGACACACACCAGCCAGUGGCCAUCCACCCGUCAUCUGUCCUCUUCCACUGCAAGCCUGCCUGUGUGGUAUACACCGCACUGCUCUACACCAACAAAUGCUACAUGCGCGACCUCUGUGUUGUGGAUGCCGAGUGGCUCUAUGAGGCUGCCCCUGACUACUUCCGGAAGAAGCUGAGAACUGCCAGAAACUGAUCAGGAGCUUAGAUCACAGCUGUCUUCAUAGACUCGGAAGCAACCACACACUUCAGUGCAGCCAGACUUGCUGAGUUCAAACGCUUGAAAGUGUUGAUGAAACUCUUCGACCUCAGCCAUGCAGACAAUGCUCACACUUAGACCACUGGAAAUGAGAAUUGUGCUUUAGGUUUGACUGGGAGAUUCUGAGUGACUGAAUUAACUCCUGAGCCUCAGUUUCCUUAUAGGCCAGAGGGGGAUAAGAAUUACUAGUUUAGAGAAAAUAAAUAGAAAGCUACCCAGAGAUUUGCCUGGCACAAGAUAAGACAAUCAGUGAAUUGUAAGCCAUUGUGCUUUGUGAUACUAACUAGGUACAACACAGCCCCUUGAGCUCUUGUGACUGGGGGAGGGGGUGUUUCUGGGAGGAGCCAUAGGAAGCUACAGAUCCAAUUGGUUGCCCUCAGUGUUUCUUCUCCUUGCCACCUCCUCCCCUCAUGGAACCCAGGGCCUCAUGCAUGCUAUGCAAACACUCUGCCACUGAGCCAAUCCCCACCCUUCACUACUAUUCUAAUGUCUACCUAUACGUCUUUUAAAUAGAAAACAGAAGAAACUAACUCCCACCAACAUUGCCAGAGUAAGGUGUAUUCUGACGGCUCAGGGUGUAGCACAUUGUCUUGUCUGUCUCCAAGCAGAGACCAGCAAAGGUCCUCAGUGCCUCUGUGGUUGCCUGUCCCCAGCAAUGCUUUCAGGAGACACACAGCUUUUCAGUGCAGUGGCCUUCUGAAGCCCAGUGGUGGUUUUCUCUGUGUGCACGUAAGGGAGGCUUCACACCCGUUCAGCAGCCUCUGCUCAGGUGGGCCCAAGUCAGAGCUGCUGGGUGGGAGGGAGGCGACCGAUGCUUGAUGGCUCAGAAGCCAGAGUCAGUGUGUCCUUUUCACCACCCUCAGUCUUUGUGUUUUGGUCUUAAUGACUGUCAGUCCCCUUCCUUCCUUGCAGGGACCUGGGACAGUUAGCUUUGCUACUGCCUAACCAGGCGUCACUCUCAAGCCUUCACAGUCUGCCUUGUUUGGAAAAGAUUCAUUUUAGUUGACUGUUAGGGGCAAACAAUCCGUGGUGUGGUGGUACAUCCCUGUAACCCGGAUGAGAGGGGAGGACUGAGGCUUCUGGGAUAGCCUAGUGGAGGAAGAAAAAAAAAAAGCACACUUUCCCAGAAAAUGUUUGAACCUAGAACAGCCGAGUUUAGCCCUUUUAUUGUACUUAGUUGGUCCAGACAUAUCUCUACUACUAGGUUUUGUCAUUUAUACAAUGAAUUGUGUUGCUUAUAAGCAGAGGGCCAAACUGCCUACAGUGUACCUCAAAGACAGGGGGCAGUUUCUUUUCUCGGGUCCAACAAGCUCUUUCCAGAGGGCAUAGCCUGCCUGGGCACUUCCAUUCCCAGGGAAUGGUUUCAUUGGUCCACACUGUGUAUGUUGAAUCCAGUCUAGGCUUUAUUAUAACCCUAACCAUGAGCAGUCAAGCUUUUAGCCAGUGUUUAGGGUUGUCUGGGUACUCAUGACUUAGUUCUUUGAUAAAAUGGCUACAUUACCAAUUUUAUGAAAAGCUAUCAAGAAAGUCUUUCUUUUUAAAGUGUAUUUUUCCUAUUUAAACAAAGGGGCUGGGGUGUUUAUUUAGCCUUGCUUGGUAAGAGAAACUUUUGUAUUUUUAAUAGAGCAUUCAUUAUGCUGGUUAAAGGAAACAAGGAGGGCAAUAUUUUCCUUAGCAAUGAGCAGUUUCUGUUCCCCAGUAAACUAAGAGGGUGUUUUCUGGGUCAAGGAAAACUUUGCUUCCAUUGACUGACUCCAGAGCAAGCACUGGAAAUUUACCCUGCAUUGACUCCCUGCAGUGAGUACUGGGCACUUGCCAGAAAAGAGGUGAAGGAUAGAGUUUCUGAAUAGCUUUAACAUUUCUGUACAGAAAUAUGUUCUUCACAUUAACAUUGUGGUAGAAUUUUAAUAGAGUAUUUAGUUUUUUAUUGGGCUUUUAAAAAAAUAGCUUUUUAACAAAGCUGCUCAGGGAUUAAAUCAGAUGGAAACCCCAUUCUGACUCCACAUAUUACUACAAAGAAGUUAAUUAUCUUGAGCCGCAGGGACAGGGCCCUUUAAGAUUUCUUAGGAAAGGAAAAUGUUGCCUGGCGGUGGUGGCGCACACCUUUAAUCCCAGCACUUGGGAGGCAGAG